Messenger RNA from Octopus bimaculoides (California two-spot octopus), 4889 nucleotides. RefSeq lists its product as uncharacterized. NCBI's taxonomy places the organism in Eukaryota, Metazoa, Mollusca, Cephalopoda, Octopoda, Octopodidae. The record is from RefSeq and is a predicted model, not a curated record.
AUCGCCAAACAUAUACACGAGGUUAGAUUGUGGAAUGACCGGAAGGGAAAGGGUGGAAAAAAAGUUCUUUCUAAGACAGGAGAGUGCAAGAGAGGAAGAAACUCUAGAAAUAUGUCAUCAAACACAGAUCAAAAGAUAAAGAAACCCGAUGAAGAUGUGGUUUCAAAACCACAACCUCAAAACAAUGAUAAACUGAGCACUAGUCCAAAAUCUCUUUUGAAACAAAUUGCCAAGAUAAAUGAAGUACUACCGCCAAGUCAUCCAGAUGAUUCUCCAACAAUCCAUUUUGUACCCUUACAAACGUCUCAGAAAGGAUAUUCUCGACGAAGUUCUGGAAUACUUGCAACAGUAAAUACACCCAAAACACUUAUACAGAAGUUUCUAUCUGAAGCUCCAACCGAAACUCCAGUAAUACCAUCCAAUAUGACAGGCAACAGUUCUUCAUUAGAAAAAUCUUCUGUACCUUUACCUGCCAAAGUAAUGGAUUCUUACAAUUACAGAGAUCUUUCAGUAACUGCUAGUGACCUUGAAGAAGAGCCUGUAUUGGGGAGUGAAUCAAUAACUUCAGAAGAAAAAGCUUCGAAACUUAAAGAUAGUCAUGUAGGCUUUCAGAAAAAUUCUUCAAAAGGGCUGAAGCGACCAAGAAGACAAAUAACAGCAAAAGACAUAGCAGAUGGAGUGAAGCAAUCACAAGAUGCUGAAGAAGAUGAUGAAAUUUCUCUUCACAAACCAAAAAUAGUUAUGAAAAUUAGAAAGAAAAUUACUGCAGAUGAUCUUGCAAUGGGUAUCAAACAAUCACAAGAAGCUGCCGCAGCUACUGAGGCAAAACCUACUGAUAUAACAGAAAUGUCAACAAGUGACUCAUCACUUGGAUUUUUGACAGUGAAUUCUGAAAAUACUGAACAUUUUCUGGAUACCACAAAUGUAGCAGUUGAAGAUAGCUCAGAUGAAUCAGAUUUGUCUGAGGAUUGUUCCAACCAUGGAAACAAGCAAUCAAAAUCAGAUGCAGUACAAUCAGAGAAAAACCCUCCGAAUUCAAGUGAGAGAGAAAAAACAUGGAAAAUUGAUGAUGUUAAUCGAAUGUGUUUGGAAGAAAGUUUAAAAGUAUUGCGAGAUGCAAGCGAUAAACAUGCAUCAAAAGAAAAGUUACAAUAUAAACCUGAGAAACCUAAUAAUUCUGUGAUUUCUCAACCAAGAAAAAGUACCAGUUUGACUGAGACAAUACCAAGCUUCCAGCUGAGCCAACGCACAACAAAAGAUUUAACAAACCUUUCAGACUCAGAAAACUCAGUUAAACAUACUUCUCAUGUCAAUUUGGCUAACUCUUCUUCUUCACUCAGCUUUCUUAAGAAACUUACUGUGAGCCUUACUGAUAUCAGCUGUAGUGGAAACCAGCAAUCUAUGACCGCAUCAACUAAAAACUUCCUAAAUUCUACUAAAAAUAUUAAAAGUAGGGAUGAUGCAGCAUUAAGUGAUAAUAAAGGGAAAGAAAAAGACAGGUUCAUCAUCAGAGAAAACAAGGAGAUUUCAGAUUCACCAUCUUCUUCUGAUUCUGAAUUUAAGACCUCCAGAAAAAUCACUUAUGAUAAAGACAUUAAAUCUAAGCAGGAUGCUGCUGUUAUCUCUAGCAAUAGGAAUUCUGACUGCGAGGAUAUUACUGAAGAAAAACCAUCUGAGUUAAAAGAGGUAACACCUGAUAUAGGAUCUUUGAAAUUAAAAGAGAAAUCUACAAAUUGUGAAGAAACCAAAAUCGGACAAAGUGAUGUGGCAACUGAUAAAGACACUUUCGUUGAAGAUCUUGCAGAAAUGCCAUUGGAAACUAAAGAUGUAGAAUAUACAAGUGAAUUCAUUCAGACAUUUUCCUUGGAAAGUUUAAAUGAAGAGACUGUUUCUUCAAAUGUGAGUCAGAAUAAAACGGAUGAAAAAAUUGAAGUGAGAAGCAAAAAUGAAAUGGUAGCCCAUACACAGGAAAAGCAAAAUAUAGCAGACCAGCAUGAGAGCAAGACCAAUUAUGGUAGAAUGCUAGAGGGACAGAUGGAACUGAAUGAAGAACCUGUCAAAGAUUUUGUUCCUGUAAACAAUGUUGUUUUAGAGCUACAUGAAGAGAUGGUUGUAAUUGAGGAUGAAAAUGAAGUGAUUGAAGUACAAGAUGAACCAAUUGUUGAAAUACUUGAUGAAGAAUAUAUAAGAUUACAUAAUGAAGAUCUCAUAGGUAUCAAUCGGGAGGCAGCAUUUGUGUAUCAAACAGAAAAUAAAGAUACGAAAAACCUACAAAAGGAAAAUCAAAUGACAUUAAAUGAAGACAUUGAAAAGAAACACGAUCAGCAUGCAGAAAAAAUUCCAGUAGAUGUGCAAGAUGACAAAAUGAAACCUGAGAGAGAAACUAGAAAAGAAAAAGAACUAAGUAGUAAUGUGGAAGAAAUAGUAGUAACAGGUAUAGAUGAAGCAAGAAGGAAAUCAGGGGUGGGUAAGAAUAAUGAAAAUGUAUUACAAGAUAAAGUUGAUGUGACUACAGAUGAAAAGGAAAUCAGUGUAACAAAGAGCAAAGUAGAGGUUAGUACAGCACAAGAUGAAGAAGAGGACAUUCCACUGUUUGAAGUUGAAAGCUUGUCAGAAGAUGAAAUCAGUGAAAUUGAUAGGAGCACGAAAGGGGAAAACAGGAGUGUCAGUCAGAGUGAAGGUGGAGAAGAAGACAUUCCACUGUUUGAAGUUGAAAGCUUGUCACAAGUUGAAAUCAGUAAAGUUUCAGGUGAAGUUGACGAGAGUGCAAAAGGGGAAAACGCAAGUGUCCACCAGUGUGAAAGUGACACUAGCAUGCCCCAUGUUAAAACUGACAUUGAGUUAAGCCUAGAUAAGAGUGAGACUAAGUCAUUUCAGAAUGAAGAUGAUAUUGGCAAAAUACAAGACAAAAGUGAGGACAAUAUGGCCCAAAAUAAAACUGAAAUUGAUAUGAUUCUGGUUGAAAGCAAGGCUGAUGGAAAACAGAGCAACAAAACAGGUGUAACUCAGGAUGAAAGUGAAAUCUAUUUCAUCCAAAAUGAAAGAAAAACAGGCAUGACCCAAAAUGAAGGUGGUGUAACUCAAGAUAAAAGCAAGGAUUCUGUGAUUCAAGAUGAAAGCAAGGCUUGGGUGACCCAGGAAGAAAGCGAAGCUGGCAAGACCCAAGAUGAAAGUGAGGCUGAUGUGGCCCAAGAAAAAAGUGAGACUGGUGUGCCCCAGGAUGGAAGUGAAGCUGAUGCACUCCAGAGUGAGAAUGUGGAUGGUGAAUCCCAAAUAGAAAGCAAGGAUUAUGUGUCAGAAAUAGAAAGCAAGGACUCUACAUCCGAAGCUGAAAGUGAAGUUGCUGUAACCCAGCACAAGCACAAUCUUAGUGGAAUUCAAGAAGAAUUUGAGACUGGUGCAAUUCAGAAUGACAGCAAGAUAAGCGUCACCCAAGAUAGAAGCAAGUCUAGCAUGAUACAGCAUGAAGUUGAUGUGAUACCAGAAGAAAGUGAAGCUGGUGAGACCCAAGAAGAAAGCAAAGCUGGUGAAAUCCAGGAAGAAAGAAAGGUUGGUGAGACUCGGGAAGAAAGUGAGAAUAGUGAAUCCCAGGAAGAAAGCGAAGAUGGUGAAACCCAGGGAGAAAGUGAGGCUGGUGAGACCCAGGAAGAAAGUGAGGCUGGUGAGACCCAAGAAGAAAGUGAGGCUGGUAAGACCCAGGAUGAAAGUGAGGCUGGUAAGACCCAGGAUGAAAGUGAGACUGGUAAGACCCAGGAUGAAAGUGAGGCUGGUAAGACCCAGGAUGAAAGUGAGGCUGGUGAGACCCAGGAUGAAAUUGAGGCUGGUAAGACCCAGGAUGAAAGUGAAGCUGGUGAAUCUCAAGAAGAAAAUGAAGCUGGUAAGACCCAGGAAGGAAACAAGACAGCCACAAAACUGGAUAAGCCUGACUUAUAUGAGAUCAUGGCUGGCCAGGUAAAAUAUUUGACUCUAACCAGAGAUAGAAAGAGAAGUGAGGUCCAAUGUCCAGCCAAUGUAAUGCAAGAUGAAGACAUGCCUGCUACAACUAAUGAUUUUGAUUUUCUUAAUGAAAUCAAAAAUGAUGACAGAGAAGAACAAGAAUUUAAUAUCAAAGUAAAAUCUGUAAGCAAGAAUAAAAGUACUUCUAGGGUAAAAGAACUGGCUGAAAAUGAAAUACAAGUAGAUGAUGAAGCUAUCUUUCAGCAAAACAUUGAACACUCAAAGAAGUAUUACUUAAGAGGUAAAGAGAGCCAAACAACUCCUUCCUGCUCUUCCUUGCAACAAAGAUCUUCUGUUGCUAAUCCAUCAGUCUCUCCAAAGCCUUCAAAGUCUCAAGAUCUUAGCUUAAAACGUAGAGGAACAAAACGAAAAUCUGCUAGUGACCAUACAACAGAGGCUGAACAAGUAUCAGCUCAUUCAGUUUCAGAGAAACUAAGACGACGAAGCAGAGAGACAAAUUUAAGUAAAACCAGAUCAUAUAGAAUUGUAGACUCUUUGAGUGGAAUUGGAGACUCUUUGACAAUCAGUAAUCAAGCUAUAAAGCAGCUUCCCCCGGAUAUUGGGACAGUUCCAAAUGAAAAUCAACGUUUGCAGAAGACAGAUCAACAAAUAUCAGGUUGGACAUUGUUUUGUUUUUUUUUUAAACUUGCUUUUGAAUGUUUAUAUACUGGACCCAUCUUGAUUUGGUAUUACUCAUUCAUUCAUCUAAGCUGAAAAUGAUAGGUGCCAAUUCAUUUUCAAGAAUUGCAAGUCAAAGAACUUGACUGUUAAAAGAUUGGAAGUCCACUUUGACAUACCCAUUUCCAUCAAGUCAUAUUAGGAUGUUGAGAGGGAUCUGUUGUUUCAGUUACUCAUUUUCGAGCGAGAUCGUUGUCAGUGCCCCUGGACUGGCU